AUGGGAAACUGUUGUGCGAGCCCUGGUCCGGAAGCUGGGAGUAAAAAUGGGAAACCAAAGACCAAAAGCAACCCGUUUUACAGCGAGGCGUACACUACGACGAAUAGAUCUGGAGCUGGCUUCAAGCUCUCUGUUUUGAAAGAUCCAACAGGACAUGAUAUAUCUCUUAUGUAUGAUCUGGGCCGUGAGGUUGGCCGCGGAGAGUUUGGUAUCACGUACUUGUGCACUGAUAUCAAAACUGGCGACAAGUAUGCGUGCAAGUCCAUAUCGAAGAAGAAGCUUAGAACAGCAGUGGAUAUAGAGGAUGUUAGGAGGGAAGUUGAGAUCAUGAGGCAUAUGCCUAAGCACCCGAACAUCGUCUCGCUCAAGGAUGCCUUUGAGGACGAUGAUGCGGUUCAUAUUGUGAUGGAGUUGUGUGAAGGAGGUGAGCUGUUUGAUCGGAUUGUUGCAAGAGGUCAUUAUACUGAACGAGCCGCUGCUGCAGUGAUGAAGACCAUCCUUGAAGUCGUUCAGAUAUGCCAUAAGAAUGGAGUUAUGCAUCGGGAUCUAAAGCCAGAGAACUUUCUCUUUGCAAAUAAAAAGGAGACGUCACCCCUUAAAGCCAUUGAUUUUGGAUUAUCAGUCUUCUUUAAGCCUGGUAUAGGUGAGGGAUUCAACGAGAUUGUUGGAAGUCCUUACUACAUGGCACCAGAGGUACUUAGGCGACAUUAUGGACCUGAGGUUGAUAUCUGGAGUGCUGGAGUUAUCCUUUAUAUCCUUCUAUGUGGUGUCCCACCAUUUUGGGCAGAGACUGAGCAAGGGGUGGCUCAGGCGAUCAUUAGGUCAGUCAUCGACUUCAAGAGGGAUCCAUGGCCAAGAGUUUCUGACACUGCCAAAGACCUUGUGAGAAAGAUGCUUGAACCUGACCCCAAAAAACGGCUUUCUGCUGCAGAAGUUCUCGAACAUUCUUGGAUACAAAAUGCAAAGAAGGCUCCAAAUGUUUCACUCGGCGAGACUGUGAAAGCAAGGCUCAAACAGUUUUCUGUUAUGAACAAGCUCAAGAAGCGAGCGCUACGGGUGAUAGCCGAACACUUAUCAGUGGAGGAAGUAGCUGGCAUAAAGGAAGCGUUUGAGAUGAUGGAUAGUAACCAGACGGGCAAGAUAAACCUCGAGGAGCUUAAAUAUGGACUUCAUAAACUCGGACAGCAGCAGAUAGCUGAUGCUGAUCUACAGAUUCUGAUGGAAGCUGCUGAUGUAGAUGGGGACGGGACUUUAAAUUAUGGCGAGUUUGUGGCUGUCUCUGUACAUCUUAAGAAGAUGGCAAACGACGAACACUUGCAUAAGGCUUUUAGCUUUUUUGACCAGAACCAGAGCGAUUACAUAGAGAUUGAGGAGCUGCGGCAGGCUUUAAAUGAUGAGGUUGAUACUAGCAGUGAGGAAGUUAUUGCAGCCAUCAUGCAAGACGUUGACACCGACAAGGACGGACGCAUUAGCUAUGAAGAGUUCGUGGCGAUGAUGAAAGCUGGGACGGACUGGAGGAAAGCGUCGAGGCAGUAUUCCCGGGAAAGAUUCAACAGUUUGAGCCUCAAGUUAAUGAGAGAUGGUUCAUUGCAGUUAGAAGGCGAGACCUGA
Molecule: messenger RNA, 1611 nt
Organism: Thlaspi arvense
Lineage: Eukaryota; Viridiplantae; Streptophyta; Magnoliopsida; Brassicales; Brassicaceae
Source: the annotation of a GenBank genome assembly